Messenger RNA from Paramuricea clavata, 1026 nucleotides. The record is from the annotation of a GenBank genome assembly. NCBI's taxonomy places the organism in Eukaryota, Metazoa, Cnidaria, Anthozoa, Malacalcyonacea, Plexauridae.
AUGUCAUCGCAUCAUCGACUAAAACCGGUCGCGCCAUUGAAGAGCGCUUUACCGGACGUAUUUCUGCGAAAGAACAAGUUCGAAGAAAGAAUGUUAGAAAAUAAACGAAAACUUCUGGAAAAAACGGAGAAGAAAGUCAUCGACAGAUUGGCUAAAGAACAGGAAGAAUUCGCUAUACUUAAUUGUGUGUGCAUUGGAAAUGGUACGGAUACUAUCGGAAGCUCGGAAACGUUCGGAAGGACUUCGAAUACUGUCGGAAGCAGUUCGGACAAUUUCGAAAGUAGAUCAAAGGGAAUUGAAUGUACCUCGGGCAAUUUCGGCCUCACUCCCAAAGAUAUCGAGAAAAGCUCAGUCGGGGGAAAGCUGGUCGAUGAAAAUAAAUUUCGAAACUGGAGCAUUACUCAUGAUGUUAAGAGAAAUGAGCAAUCUUUAAAAUGUCGACCUAAUACUAGUAAUAGUGAAAGGUCUUGCGCAAUAAACAACAUUACUAAACUAAAACCAAAAGGCAACGUACACUUCAGGCGAUCAAAAUCGGACACAUCAUUAACCUUCAUGCGAAUGAUGUCCAAAUCAGAGUUAGAAAAAACUCCACAAGUUCAGAAAACAGAAAAAAGUUCAGACAAAACCAUUUACAAUGAACAACAAAUAGACGAAAAACGAGCUCUUAGGAAACCGCCUUUGCGUCCAACGUUAAGUUUGCCCGCACAAAACGGGCUGAGUUUAGGUGGGAUAAAAACACGGGCUAAAUCAGCGCCUGCUCAACGCACGCGCGUUUCAUUCAGCGGUCGCGAUGGCCGUUCCAUGAGCCUCACUCCCGUUAUAAGACAGUUUGGUCACGUGUCACUGAACGACGCAUGCUCAAGGCCAGAUACUGCUGUAAAAACUCUACGUGAUUUGCCAAGGACGGCUCAGGUACAGUUAAAGAACAGCGUUUAUUUUUUGUCACAACACAAAAUCCAACAGCAAAACGAAAUGGCUAAAAUACGAACGAGAAGAGCUAUGUCGGCCAAAACAGCAAAAUACUAA